Messenger RNA from Aaosphaeria arxii CBS 175.79, 1189 nucleotides. RefSeq lists its product as uncharacterized. The transcript has a single exon. The record is from RefSeq and is a predicted model, not a curated record. Lineage: Eukaryota; Fungi; Ascomycota; Dothideomycetes; Pleosporales. The coding region runs from base 346 to 753 and encodes 135 amino acids.
ACCAAGCUCGCGACGCGUGACAGCGUUGAAAUGGCGAUGAAGUACGCGGGGUAUUCGGAUGACUACCAAUGGCAUUACUUCAAGGUAAGUUUCAGGGUGAGAAAUCGGGUACCUGCGCUGAUGUAACGUGAGAUAGAAAAUUACCUUCGACGAGGCUGGACAGUUACGGGAGAGGAAUUUCCACAAGUGGGCACACGUCCCUCCCAACCAGAAGCAUGCAUUUCUCGAUGUCGUAAAUGCACGUUUGAGGGCCGGAGGUCUACCUGAUGCAGACCAUCAACUCCUCGGCUGGCGUAUGGAGAAGCUCAUGCGCGGGUUCAAACGUAAGUGAGGACACCGUGUUGAAUGCAUCCACUAAACCGUGUAGAAGCAAGUCCUCAGAGGCAGGGAACGACUACGACUCCUUUCACAAACAAUCCACCCACUCCACCUGUAGCACUGGCAGCACCGGUAGCACCAGCCAGGCUGCCAUUUGAUCCCGUCAGAGAUGUGCGCCACGAGCCCCAGACGAUCUUCCCUAAGACGCAUGGGGAACAGACACUUGGUGGAGACUACGAGUACAUAACAUCGAAUACGUUUGGUGCCGUCGAUUAUGACAGACUAGUGUCAUGGAAGGCAAGCCCCGGGAUCAUUCACAUCUGUGGCUCAGCAGUACAUUCUAUAAGAACGUCGCAGGAUGAGGAGAAUCAACUUUUCCCUGCCGGAUUCCGAUUGAUUGUGAGCUAUACUAUGCUCAAGUUGAUUAGGAAAUGAGGAUACCGAGAUAUAGAGGCUGUCAUGCAACAGCGGCGUGCUGAUUCUGUAGAUCCGGCCUAUCUGUGCCAAGGUCACAAGAACGAGAUAGCGGGGAGAACGCAACAACAUCAUAUACCCAAUUUUACACACAGGUCCAAGUCACACUGUGCUGAUAUACGUACCUACAUAAACGUUUAGGGUCUGACGUCGUUUCACAUUUUUAUGGGAAAGAAUAUUCUGACAUACUAGAAUGAGCUGAGGACUUUCGGAGGUAACUUUAAUAGCGAAACUUGCCAGAUGGCUACGCUUACAUAUAUCACGACCCUACUCAUGAGUAUCGAUGUUAGGAAUUAGUUAUCUAACCGACCCAUCUACCUAGUAAUGUGCGUUACCUACCAACCAUUUCAGACAGAAGCAAGUACCCCUCAUCGGCAUGUAGUGAUUUCUUGACUAU